This is a messenger RNA of Rosa chinensis, 399 nucleotides long. Its product is annotated as putative disease resistance protein RGA4. Lineage: Eukaryota; Viridiplantae; Streptophyta; Magnoliopsida; Rosales; Rosaceae. The record is from RefSeq and is a predicted model, not a curated record. The transcript is spliced from 2 exons. Bases 1 to 399 code for a protein of 132 amino acids.
AUGGCUGAUGCACUGAUUUCAGUGCUAGUAGAAAAGUUGGGUUCAAUGGCUUUGGAGCGUAUCGAAGAAGAGGUGAGACUGGUUUUGGAUGUCAAGAAAGAAAUUGAAGAGUUCACUGGAAACCUUGAAGCUAUUCAAGCUGUGCUUGAAGAUGCAGAGCAGAGGCAAGUGAAGGAUGCCAGCGUCAGAAACUGGCUGGAUAAGCUGAAAGAAGUGUCCUACAAGAUGGUCGAUGUGGUGGAUGAGUGGAACUCUGAAAGUCUGAAACAACAAGUUGAGAAGCAAGAAAGAGAAGGACCAGAAGGUGGAAAAGCUCUUGCUAUCCAGAAGCAGAAGAAGAAGAAGAAGAAGAAGAAGAAGAAGAUAAACAAAGACAAACAUAUAAGUUUCAAUACUUAG